CAGCAUCUCUAGACGUAGAACCUGCAUCCAUCGGAACAUUCACCACUGCUACAAAAUCACAAACCAUGCCUUCAUCGGAGGAUGACAUCAUCCAAGCAGAGCCUGAGGAAAUUCCCUCUGCAUCUUUUCCCCCUAUAGCCCAUGGACCUUCAGAAGGUGGGGACACCACCCGAGAACAGGAACCACUUAAGACGGCCAUGGAUAUGUCUACUGAUGACCCUGACAUGCAAGAAGACAUAGAAAUGGUAGAAACGGACGGUACAGAAGCAGCCGAUACGCUGGAUGAGUUUGUCAGUGGAUUGGAAGGUCCAUUUGAGUCCACUGCAGCCCCCGGACUCAGACACAUGAGCACCCCUUUAAUGGCCACUACUGAAAAGGACAAAGAGAUGGUGGUUUUCUUUAGUUUGCGAGUCACUAACAUGAUGUUUUCCGAGGACCUGUCCAACAAGAGCUCUCCUGAGUACAGGUCAUUGGAGAAUACUUUUCUUGAGCUGAUUCUCCCAUAUCUGCAAUCUAAUUUGACAGGAUUUAAGCAAUUGGAAAUCCUCAACUUCAGGAAUGGUAGUGUUGUGGUGAACAGCAAGAUGAAAUUAGACAAAGAUGUGCCACAUAACGUGACACAGGCCGUGCACUGUGUGCUCGAAGACUUUUGCAACACUGCGUCUAAACGACUAGACAUUGAGAUUGACAGUCGCUACCUGGACAUAGAACCUGCUGACCAAGCAACUCCCUGCAAGUUCUUGGCCUGCAAUGAGUUUUCCCAAUGUGUGGUAAACAGUUGGACCCAGGAGGCUGAGUGUUUGUGUGACCCUGGGUACAGCACUACGGAUGGCCUGCCCUGCCAGAGUAUUUGUAACCUGGAGCCACACUACUGCUUCAACGGGGGCCUUUGUGACAUCAUCCAGGGCCAUGGAGCCACCUGCAGAUGUCCUGUCGGGAAAUACUGGCACUAUCACGGAGUGCGCUGCAAUGAGCUCGUGUUGCUGCCUGUAGACCCAACCAUUUCCAUAGCCUUCCUGGUGGGAUGCCUUACCUUGGUUUGUGUCAUCAUAGGCAUCUUGGUAUUCAUAAACAAGAAAUGUAUCGGGACCCGAAAGACCGUGACUUUGGUAUCCCCAGACAGCGCGACACAACCAGACACGACAAGCUAGUCUCUGAAAUGGUAGAUUUACAUCACCGUAUACCACACAAGAACAAGAGACUGACGAAGUUGAGGAGAAAGUCUUUGUUUCUGGCCAUUUUGAGCCUGUAAUCGAAACCACAAAUGCUGAUGCUCCAGAUACUCAACUAGUCUUUAGAAGGACAGUUGUAUUGUUUCUUUAAUCAGCAAAACCGUUUUCAACUGUGCUAACAUAAUUGCAAAAGGGUUUUCCAAUGAUCAAGUAGCCUUUUUAAAAUGAUAAACUUGGAUUAGCGAACACAAUGUGCCAUUGGAACACAGGAGUGAUGGUUGCUGAUAAUGGGCCUUUGUAGAUAUUCCAUUAAAAAUGAGCAGUUUCCAGCUACAAUAGUCAUUUACAACAUUAACAAUGUCUACACUGUGUUUCUGAUCAAUUUUAUUUUAAUGGAGAAAAAAAGUGCUUUUCUUUUAAAAACAAGGACAUUUCUAAGUGACCACACACUUUUGAACGUUAGUGUAUGUAAAUUAGUCUGGCAUGCUAUAAUCAGCUGUUUUAGUCAUUAAGGGAUAAUUUCUCCUUGACAUUGAGCACAUAUUAAUUUAUUUUAAGUGGGUGUUUAAUAAUGACAUACCGUUAAGCAUGCAUCAUUUAACUAUUUUAAUUGGGGUAUAUUUAUGUAAUUUACCACUAUUUUGGAUAUAUUAUUUCACGUUUCAAUACGAUUACAAAUGUUAUAUGCAAUUUGUGACAUGGAAUAACAUUUGGUAUACCCUUUUUCACUUGUCCUCUUUUCAGUUGUGGUGACCACCAAAUGAAUACUGAACUUGUUGCCUGUUAAGGGCUUCAGAUAACGAAUGCUUUGAGGUAAUUGUUCUUUGAUGGCUCAUCUCUUGCCAGUCUACACAGACUUUAAAAGCAACAUAAGUCUUGGUUGCUUUGAACUUGAGCUGUAUAUUCAUGUCAUGGCAGUGGACUUCUCUAUUACUGGAAUUACAUGGUGAAAUGUACCUAGGAUAGGAUGCAUAAUUUCAGACAGCUGUGUGGAUAUUAAAUGCUGAACUAGAGGGUUGUGUUAAACUGUACAUAUUAAUGGCUAGGUUAUAUAUUGAAGGCUAGGAAUGUUUUUCAGAUACUGUAUAUCCUUCAAAGGUUUUCUUUCCUCACAAUGAGGAAUUUAUUUACACAUUGAUACACAUGGUGGUAUCAUUACCAUAGAUGAGAUGGUUGUUUUAAUGUUAUUCUAACUUGUGUUCAGUGUCCCAAAAAAAAUAAAAUGAAUGUGAACUUUGA
Molecule: messenger RNA, 2411 nt
Organism: Oncorhynchus keta (chum salmon)
Lineage: Eukaryota; Metazoa; Chordata; Actinopteri; Salmoniformes; Salmonidae
Product: interphotoreceptor matrix proteoglycan 1-like
Exons: 6
Coding region: 66-1151 (361 amino acids)
Biological process (GO): visual perception
Source: RefSeq, a predicted model, not a curated record